Tachyglossus aculeatus (Australian echidna) is the source of this 1615-nucleotide messenger RNA. RefSeq names its product cytosolic non-specific dipeptidase. Lineage: Eukaryota; Metazoa; Chordata; Mammalia; Monotremata; Tachyglossidae. The transcript is spliced from 11 exons. Gene Ontology annotation, molecular function: metallodipeptidase activity. Gene Ontology annotation, biological process: proteolysis. Gene Ontology annotation, cellular component: cytosol. The coding region runs from base 77 to 1504 and encodes 475 amino acids. The record is from RefSeq and is a predicted model, not a curated record.
CUGCCCUCUACUCCUCUCUGACUCUCGCUUUCCUGGUCUCCUCUAGAUUCUCCAAGAACACCGAACUGACCGGGAAAUGGCAACCCUCACUAGCGUCUUCAAACAUAUCGACAGCCACCAGGAUCUUUACAUAAAGAGACUCGCGGAAUGGGUGGCGAUCCAGAGCGUGUCGGCCUGGCCGGAGAAGAGAGGAGAGAUAAGAAGGAUGAUGGAAGUGGCUGCUGCCGACAUAAAGCGCUUGGGCGGCACGAUAGAGCUGGUGGAUAUCGGGAAACAAACGCUUCCCGAUGGCUCCCAGAUUCCGCUUCCUCCAAUCCUACUUGGCAAACUGGGCUCCGAUCCCCAAAAGAAAACCGUGUGUGUUUAUGGCCACCUGGAUGUACAGCCGGCAGCUCUGGAGGACGGCUGGGACAGCGAUCCCUUCACCCUGGAGGAAAGAGAUGGAAAGCUGUAUGGGAGAGGGUCAACAGAUGACAAGGGCCCAGUGCUUGCCUGGCUGAAUGCCCUGGAGGCUUUUCAGCAAACCAACCAGGAAAUUCCAGUCAAUAUCAAGUUUUGCCUGGAAGGCAUGGAGGAAUCUGGCUCCGAGGGCCUGGAUGACUUGAUCUUCUCUCAGAAGGACACUUUCUUCAAAGACGUGGAUUAUGUUUGCAUCUCUGACAAUUACUGGCUGGGCAAGAAGAAACCUUGCAUUACUUAUGGGCUUAGGGGAAUCUGCUACUUUUUCAUUGAGGUGGAAUGCAGUGACAAAGACCUUCACUCCGGGGUGUACGGUGGCUCGGUGCACGAGGCCAUGACAGACCUCAUCGCUUUGAUGGGGUGCUUGGUGGAUACGAAGGGGAAGAUCCUGAUCCCGGGAGUCAACGAAGCCGUGGCUCCAAUCACCGAGGAGGAGCUCUCUCUCUACGAACAGAUCGACUUUGACAUGGAUGAGUAUGCACGGGACAUAGGCGCAAGGACCCUCCUGCAUGGCUCAAAGAGAGACGUCUUGAUGAAAAGGUGGCGAUUCCCCUCUCUGUCCCUUCAUGGAAUCGAAGGAGCCUUUUCUGGUUCCGGAGCGAAAACCGUCAUUCCCAGGAAAGUGAUUGGCAAAUUCUCCAUUAGGCUGGUGCCAAACAUGAACCCGGAUGUGGUUAAGCAGCAGGUUGAAGAUUACUUGACAAACAAGUUUGCUGAGCUGAAGAGUCCCAACAAGUUCAAACUUAAGUUGGGCCACGGUGGGAAGCCCUGGGUGUCAGACUUCAACCACCCCCACUACGUGGCCGGCAGAAGAGCCAUGAAAACAGUUUUUGGAGUGGAGCCAGACUUGACGAGGGAAGGAGGCAGUAUUCCUGUGACGCUCACCUUCCAGGAGGCCACGGGCAAGAACGUCAUGUUGCUGCCUGUGGGAUCAGCGGAUGACGGGGCUCAUUCGCAGAAUGAAAAACUCAACAGGUCUAACUACAUACAGGGAGUGAAAACGCUGGGCGCCUACCUGUAUGAAGUCUCUCAGCUACGGGACUGAAUUGAGUUGGGAUGUCUGUUUUUCCCCUGGACGCUCACACCCAAUGUGAUUAUUAAGCUGGUCAGUUGGUCACUGAGUAAUGGAAGUAAAAGGUUUGAAUUGUGAAUUCGA